Molecule: messenger RNA, 1140 nt
Organism: Brassica napus (rape)
Lineage: Eukaryota; Viridiplantae; Streptophyta; Magnoliopsida; Brassicales; Brassicaceae
Product: LIM domain-containing protein PLIM2b
Exons: 6
Coding region: 393-1010 (205 amino acids)
Biological process (GO): actin filament bundle assembly
Cellular component (GO): plasma membrane; actin cytoskeleton
Molecular function (GO): actin filament binding
Source: RefSeq, a predicted model, not a curated record
UAAAGGUGUGUAUAAUGUUAGGUUGUUAAAUAUUCCUUUGGUAGCUUUUAUGUUUAAAAAAUAUGACAUGGGUUGCACCAACUCAGAGACAGUUGGCUUAAAGUAACAUUCUCAAUGGGUUGAAAUUGUCAGAAACCACAAACCCUUCUUUUGCUCAACUCCAAUCACUUUUGCCACCCAAUUUUAUCUCAAUUCAUUUUGCAAACACACAAAGAGAGAAAGAGAGAAGAAGAAAGUUUGUUCCGUUACAGCCUCACAAUUGCAACCAAGUUUCGUAUAAAAGAAGACAUAAAUUUCGCUGGUUCCUCUUUUGUCUGAGGAUCUUGGAGACGAGGAAGCAACAAACACACACAAAAAAACCCAAAAAAAGAAAGAGAGAAAGCAAAAAAAAAAUGUCUUUCACAGGAACAACCGACAAAUGCAAUGUUUGCGAUAAGACAGUCUAUGUGAUGGACAUGUUGUCCAUUGAAGGAAUGCCUUACCACAAGUCUUGCUUCAAAUGCACCCAUUGCAAAGGCACCCUUGUGAUGAGCAACUAUUCAUCCAUGGAUGGAGUGUUGUACUGCAAGACUCAUUUUGAGCAACUCUUCAAGGAAUCUGGCAAUUUCAGCAAAAAUUUCCAACCAGGAAAAACUGAGAAGCCGGAGCAGAGUAAGACUCCAAGCAAGAUAUCUUCAAUCUUCUGUGGAACACAAGACAAGUGUGCUGCUUGUGACAAAACUGUCUACCCUCUUGAAAAGGUGCAAAUGGAAGGAGAAUGCUUCCACAAGACAUGUUUCAAGUGCGCUCACGGUGGCUGCAUGCUGACUCACUCCUCGUACGCUUCCCUAGAUGGCGUUCUCUAUUGCCGGCAUCACUUUAACCAACUCUUCCUGGAGAAAGGCAACUACGCUCACGUCCUCCAAUCCGCCAACCACCGUCGCACGGCGUCAGGUAACACUCUUCCUCCGGAGACCACUGAAGAAGUCGCCGUCGAAGCCAAGGAAGAGAACGGCGAUUCACAGUCUUGAAAAACAAAAAUAUAUUCCAGUGAGUUUGUGAGUGAUUUGAAUUUAAUGUUGCGACAAAAUAUUUGAUUUCAUUUGUAUUUGAGUUGUUUCCAUAUGAUCGAGACAUUAUUUAAUAUUUUUGUUUUCGUUA